AUGAUUAGUAAUAUAGAUGCAACAGUUAUCACUCACAAAAGACAAUGUUUCGGUGCAAGAGAGCUUUCAGAAGACCCCCAGACAGCCCCCUCCCACCCGACCCGCUCCCGCUCCUUCAGGCGCUUCCCUCUCGCCCUCAGGACCGCGCAUCACGGUGUCCCUGACCUCGCUCCUCGUCCUGUCCACCUUCUUCAACCAGGUCAGCCAAGACGAUCCCGAGGACGUCCUACCAAAGCUCAUCGACGUUGGUUCCUGGCGCUCAUCCUGCAGGAGUUCUUCAUCAUCCUGUCGCCGUGUACGUCGAGACCCUCCGCCUGGGCGCUGGAGGGCGCGCUGAAAAGGGUCCUGCCGGCGGGGCCCUUCUGCGGGAGGGGCGCGCCGGCCGGGAGCGCGUUCGGCUGGCCCGAGGCCGCGCGAGCAAACAGGCACAUGCGGUGCUGGUUGUCUAUCCCACUGGAUGACAUAAAUCCUGAUCCAGGAAUUUUAAAGGAUUCAAGGAACACGGUCGUGCACCAAAGGGAAGUGGAAAAGAAUAUUGCAUCAGUUGACCCUAUUCUCUUGGGCUAUAAUGCGCUAUAUGAUGUGUUCGUAGUUAUAUUGUACUAUUAUAUCAGAAUCCUCUUCCUAUAUUAUAAUCAUAAAAAGACCCUAACUUCUACUUCCACCACUGCCACCACAACAAGAAACACAUCAUCACCAGUCGUCCAAGAGAAAAUUGUCCACACCAUUGGUAACAGUUCAGGGAUAAGACCACCACUGUCAACAGCAAGUUCUAGUUCUGUUAUGAAUACUUCUAACACAGAAAAUUCUGCUGUUAAUAAUAACAAUUGCCUCAACUAUGAGUUUUGCAAGAAUGAGAAAUUGAACAAGUAUUAUCAGCGCCUGUCUGAAUAUUCAGUUGACAAGUUAAAACGGAUGACAGACCGUGAACUCCUAGAUUUAGGGCUGACAAAAAGUGCCCUAACAAAGCUACGGCGUGUCCUGGCUGGUUUAGAAUCCCCUAAUUACCACUGUCCAAAUGGCUUUACCAGUCCACCAGCUACCCCACAUGCGCACUCAUUACCCCAGGCAAACCAUACAUCUUUCAGUCAGUCAGAUAAUGCCACUCAAAAUCAAAUUAUGCCUAAUGUUAACCAGAGCAGUUUACAAAGUCAAGCCAGUUCAGUGCACAAUCCUCCUAUCACCACCAUCACUUCCAACAGUACACACAGUGUGCACACAACACACACAUCAAAUGCCACACACUCAGCACUGCAGAGCCAAACACAAAAUCAUGGAAAAACUUAUCAAAACACAAAUAUGGAACAUCCUGUAAAUGGAACAUCAGAUCGACAGAACAGCUCUCCCCCUAACACCACCCUGACCCCAACUCCAACCACUACCACCACCACCACUAUCUCUUCCUCUUCCCCCUCCUCAACUUCUUCCUCCUCUUCUUCCUCCUCCUCUUCCUCCUCCCCCUCCUCCUCCUCUUCUUCUUCUUCUUCUUCUUCUUCUUCUUCUUCUUCUUCUUCUUCUUCUUCUUCUUCUUCUUCUUCUUCUUCUUCUUCUUCUUCCUCCUCCUCCUCCUCUUCCCUGGAAUCUGAAGUGCCAUCAUCUGCCCUGAGCACCACCACCUCUGGUGCUGUUACUGUGGUAACUAUCACAUGUGCCAGCCUUAUAUCCCCAGCUGUUUCUCUUGGUAGCAUUGCUGCAACAACAAGCACAUCUGCCUCUCCAGUUGCAGCAACACAAGUCACUCAAUGUCAUACAGUCACAAUUCCACCAAGUCAGAAAUUACCCAGUGUUUCACAACCACCACCAUUUUCUUCAUGUAGCGGAAAUUCCGCUACACCUGUAAUCACUGCAGCUAUGAACGUGCAGAGUUCUCAUUCAAACUGUAGCUCUGCCAUACCUUCUACUACCUCUCAUCCCACAUCUGCUGUGCCUACUUCUGUCUCAGCUACUAACUGUGUUCCUCACUACAUGACAACUCCACCUCCGUGCAUCCAGCUGAAGACUCCACCACUAUCAGGUGGCUCCAGUCAACACCACAUAGCUACUCAGCCUCAGCAUGGCCAGCUUAGAACACCCCCACCUCCACUGUGCGUUCCUCCCCGCACACCUUCGCGAGAACCAGCUACUCCAAGCACAAGCAAUGGGCUCAAUAUCAGUAAUGGAUCCCAGCAGGCCUUCUACACUAGCAACAAUGGACCAGGUGUAAAGAGUGGUGCAGCUGCCAGUUGUAGUAUUGCAGGACCCACCCCAUCCUUGCCUGGGAGUAUAACUGGUUACAGCAACCCGGUAGGCAUGCACACCUCCUCUGGGAAUAUGCCGCUUCCUGCCUAUACUUCUGCAGCAACUGUAGCUUAUACUGUAGCCAAUAAUAUGAACAUGCCUGUUUAUACAUCCUCUGGGAACAUGGGUGUUCCCCCACCCACUAAUGGAGGGUUGAUGCCAAUGGUACCUCCAGGAAGUUCAUAUCCUACCACCUACUUGUACCCACUACUAGGGGGCCCUGCAGGCUCGCAUACCUAUGUUCCUCCAGGGUCUUAUGCUGCCCAGCAUCCCCAUAGACCUGUUUAUAUAUCACAUAUGCAGCCAAUGGGCCAUGUAGCCCACAUGAAGCCCACACAUCAACCAGGAGGACAUGUGGGCACUGGGGGUGGCAGUAGAGGUGGAAGUAGCAGCAGCAGCAGUAGCAUUAGCAGUGGCAGUGUACGAGGAUUCAACAAGGUUGGGCAGAGGGGCCACGGUCCAAUCAAAGGUGGCACAAGGUCGUCGGACUCUUCUCCUUCAUCCUCGCAGUAUUCAUCCCCACCACAGACACCUAGUCCAGAUCAUACACGUGACACAGAUAAACGAGGUAAAAAUGAUGGAACUGAACCAGGGGAAGCAGGGGAAACUGUAGGACUAAUAGGGUCAGGUGCUAGUGAAGAAGGAACUCCACCCCCAUUGCACCAUCCCCCUAAUCCUGUCCUGAUGCCUCCUCACACUGGCUUAGCACAACCCCGUUAUGUGCAGUACCAGCCACUAAGCUACGUGGGUUUUCACCAGGCAGGUAUAAGGUACCAGGGUUUGCCCUUGUCAGCCCAGACACAUGUGGUGGCUCCUAGAAAUCCUCUUCCACUGAAUGGGGACAAGUCCAGCCGUGAGACUACGCCCCCUGCACCAGUUUCCUUACCGCUGGUUCAGCAAGAUCCACAGUGCUGUAUACGAUCUACUGACAGUAAUGUUGCCCCAACCACAUCAGCUGGGGGGAGUCAUGGGCGUAAUGGUGGCUCUCCUCACACAGUACCCUCCCACCCAGAUGGUUCUUUGCCUCCUGUAGCUCUCACCCCUGUCCCAAGUAUUGCCUCAGCCACCACAGCCCAAGUACCUCCUGGUAAUUUGUGUUCUGGAGCAAGACAUAGUAAUGUACAGUACAAUGCCCCAAGUUACCCAGUGCUCAUGGGUACACACAUGUUUCCUCACCUUCCAGGAUUUAUGCCAGCCCAUAGCUCUGGUUUGUCGAAUGGCUUUGUAUCCCCUUCAUUACCUCCUAACAUAGCCUUUCCCCCAAUGGGCAAUGGAAUGAAUGCAGAAUUUGGUGUAUAUGGAGGUCAGUAUCCGGUGUUAGGAGGUAACUCUCAAGGUGGUGGUGGUGGUGGUGGUGGUCCGGCCACUGCUUGUGGAACCCCAAAUGUGAUGGGGCCCCCAUCCACUCCGGGCCCUGGCCUUGCUGCUGGGCUGCCUUACCCUCACCACUAUGUCCUGCCCCACACACCCAAUCCGUCCGCCGGUGCAAAGAAGACUUGCUACAACUGUGGGCAGGUGGGUCACCGCGGUGCUGAGUGCAAGGAGGCAAACAUAGAGGAAAUGUGCAAACGUACCAAGGACCGUCCGGUCUGAGUACAAAAUAUCAUGGUGCAAUAAUAAAAACACAGCCACCCAUUAUGCCAGCACUGUGGAACAGAACUCUCAGCACAACUGACAAAGCUACCUUAGGUCAAGGGCUGAAAAUUGUGUGUUGAUAGUCAUCAUCAUUUGCAGUUUUGAGCAUCAAGCUGACUGUGGUUUUAAAGUAAAUGUUGUUUUACUUACAUAGACUAGUCCAUGACGAAUGCAGAUGCAAGAGUGGUCAUGUUAUUGGUCAAUCUAGUGCCAACAAUUUUCCUAUCAAAACUCAUAUUAUUUCAUCUGAUAGGGGUAUAAUUAGGAAUGAUGGUUGAUAUAAGUAUGCAGCUGAAUUAUUUUUCAACAGUGAGAAGUUUAUAGUUCUGAAAUGAAUUUUUAUUUAUUGAAGAUUAAAAGGAAUAUGUUAAGUAUUGUGUAUGUUAACACUAUUUGUGAUUAUUGAUGAGAAUGUAGUCAGUGAGUAUUCAGGAGGCCAAAGAAGUAACAGAUGAUG
Penaeus vannamei (Pacific white shrimp) is the source of this 4369-nucleotide messenger RNA. The record is from RefSeq and is a predicted model, not a curated record. Lineage: Eukaryota; Metazoa; Arthropoda; Malacostraca; Decapoda; Penaeidae.